AUGUUCAUGAUAAAGUAUGACCCAGCUGUAGAUGAAAGAUGCAGUGACAUUAUUCAGAAAAUUAAUUUGUCCACGAUCAAUAAUAGACGGCAAGAUAUGACAUAUAUAAUACACAUUGAGCAGAUGUUCUAUCUCUUUAGAAUAAUGAUAGGAAUCUCCACAUUCCAUUUGGAUAAUCAAAAAUUGCAGGGUUACCAUGGCCUCUACUGCGAAGAGGAAUAUAAUGAAUGCCUUUCUGCACCCUGCCAGAAUGGUGCCACCUGCAGAGAUCUUGUCAAUAGCUAUGAAUGUGCAUGUCUUGCUGAAUAUGAAGGAAGGCACUGUGAACUAUACAAAGAUCCCUGUGUUAAUAUUAGCUGUCAUAAUGGUGGCACAUGUAACAGUGAAGGUCUAAAUGCUACAUGCAUUUGUGCACCUGGAUUUACAGGUGAGGACUGUGAUAUUGACAUAAAUGACUGUGACAGCAACCCAUGUCAUCAUGCUGGGACUUGUAUAGACCAACCCAAUGGUUAUAAUUGCCAUUGUCCACGUGGCUGGGUUGGAGCAAAUUGUGAAAUACAUCUACAGUGGAAGUCUGGGCACAUGGCGGAGAGUCUAACAAAUAUGCCUCGUCAUUCCCUUUAUAUCAUAAUCGGUGCCCUCUGCGUUGCAUUUGUUCUCAUGCUGAUCAUUCUGAUUGUGGGGAUAUGCCGUAUCAGCCGCAUUGAAUACCAAGGCUCUUCCAGGCCAGCCUAUGAGGAGUUUUACAACUGUAGAAGCAUCGAUAGUGAAUUCAGUAGUGCAAUUGCAUCUAUCCGACAUGCCAGGUUUGGAAAGAAAUCCCGGCCUGCAAUGUAUGAUGCAACCCCCAUUGCUUAUGAAGAUUAUAGCCCGGAUGACAAACCUUUGGUUACACUGAUUAAAACAAAAGAUUUAUAAUCUACUGUAUCUUUUUUGGAUUAUUUUUCAAAAGGAUGGGCUACUAAAUUAAUUUAAAUAUUUUUAAGAAGAAGAAAGCAUAAGAAAUUAAAACCAUUAGAUGUUCCAGAAUUUUCUGUAGAAUGUUUAAGAACUAAUUUUCUGCAGCUUUUAGUUUGAGAAAAAUAUUUUAAAACUAAAUUCGUGAAGUUCAUGAAUUGCAUUUUAAUGUACUUUCAGCUCUAUAAACUGUAAGCUUAUAAUAGUGUGUGCUUUUUCAUGGUAGACACUAUUACACAACCCAGAUGAGCUUCUGUGGUUGUAACAGAACAGAAAAACAGUAACUGAUGAAGAGUUUCUUUUUGACAUUUCAGUGCCAGCUUUCUCAGUAGAGUUAGGAAAA
Molecule: messenger RNA, 1300 nt
Organism: Alligator sinensis (Chinese alligator)
Lineage: Eukaryota; Metazoa; Chordata; Crocodylia; Alligatoridae
Product: delta and Notch-like epidermal growth factor-related receptor
Exons: 7
Coding region: 1-918 (305 amino acids)
Biological process (GO): establishment or maintenance of epithelial cell apical/basal polarity; heterophilic cell-cell adhesion
Cellular component (GO): protein-containing complex; plasma membrane
Molecular function (GO): calcium ion binding
Source: RefSeq, a predicted model, not a curated record